CCAGGUACGUGAGGCCUUUUCUGCAGAGGGCCUUGCAGUGGCUUCAGGGAAUAGAUUUACGAAGUCCUUGAAGGGUCAAAAAGGUGCAGUUUUUAAAGAUUUUAGUACAUAUUGCUUAACAGCCUUCCAUAAAGGCUUAUCAAUUAUCAACAGUCAUGUAUAUAUGUGUCCCAUUAGUCCAUAUUCCUAGCAACUCUGAAUGUUUUUUCCAAUUUCUAGUUAAUUUGACAGUUGGGGUUAAAAAGACAUCUCGAUUAUGUAAAAACUACAUUUUUUUCAGGUGCCUCUGGCUCUCUAGAGGGGCUGGGGGAAAGUAACUGAAGAAAUGUUGCCCAGUUGAGCUCGGGGUAUCUUCAGACGGUCAGGUGACUGACUUAUAGCAGGCAGUCAAGAGAAGAACAGGAAGGGAAAUCUGCAGGGAAAGGGAAUGUUACAAAUUCUUUUACGAGAAGGGCAACUGUAAUAGGGAGGUUUUACAGUUUUGUUAAUAAACUUUAGGGGGGCACGUCAUUCCAAAUUAGGUGAAGUUGCUUUCGGCAGGGAAAAGCACAUCUCCUGACUACUCUGCGCGGUUAAACUCUCGAGCCCUGUGCUGGCAGCCGCGCUGCAGCCACUGGGUAGCGAGUAGCAGCUGGGCAGGAGGACCCCGGCGGCCGCUGAGCCGUCCCACAAUGCCCCGCUCGCGCCACCCUAAGGGCGGAGAAAAAGGACCGCUGCCGGGAUAGGGAUCCGCGGAGAACUCCAAGAAGUGCGCACGCGCAGUGACCUCGGCGGGCCCUAGCAACCAGAGCAGUGACAGUAGCAACCGCCGGAAUGGCAAAAGCAACAACAAUCAAAGAAGCCCUAGCCAGAUGGGAAGAGAAAACCAGUCAGAAGCCAUCCGAAGCCAAAGAGAUAAAGCUUUAUGCCCAGAUUCCCCCUAUAGAGAAGAUGGAUGCAUCCUUGUCGAUGCUUGCUAAUUGCGAGAAGCUUUCACUGUCUACAAACUGCAUUGAAAAAAUUGCCAACCUGAAUGGCUUAAAAAACUUGAGGAUAUUGUCUUUAGGAAGAAACAACAUAAAGAACUUAAAUGGACUGGAGGCAGUGGGAGACACUUUGGAAGAGCUGUGGAUCUCCUACAAUUUUAUUGAGAAGUUGAAAGGGAUCCAUGUAAUGAAAAAAUUGAAGAUUCUCUACAUGUCUAAUAACCUGGUGAAAGACUGGGCUGAGUUUGUGAAGCUGGCAGAACUGCCAUGCCUGGAAGACCUGGUAUUUGUAGGCAAUCCUUUGGAAGAGAAACAUUCCACUGAAGGGAAUUGGAUUGAAGAGGCAACCAAGAGAGUGCCCAAACUGAAAAAGCUGGACGGUACCCCAGUAAUUAAAGAGGACGAAGAAGAAGAAAACUAACACCAUGCUUUCUGCUUUGUGUUAACUUAUUUAAAUGUAAUAAGAACAAUAGAUAAGUUUUGUUAUAAUUGUCUGUUUUAAAGAUUCUGUGUGGGGCAAAAGUUUCUUAAGAUAAAACGAAUCUCCGAUUCCUAUUUUUUUCUUAACCUAUUCAGUAUUUCUCCCCUCAAAUGGUAACACCAACUUUAUAUGUUGUAGUCCUCUUUUUAGAAACUAUAAAUUUUCAAUUUUUGUCUUCAGUCUCAGUUAUGUACUGUGUGAUCUCAUCUACUGAAACCUUCAUAGACCAAUCAUUUUUAACAACAAAGGAGCAAAUGUGGUUCUUUAUUCAAGUAUUUUUAGGCCAGGCAUUUCAAUAUAUAUAUACUUAACUUUUGAAUCUGUAGGCCAUCUUUCUUGAAGGUCCAUCUCUGUAUGACUCAGAAGCACAAGCAUGUCAUGCCUUUGCUUCCAAAGGCAGCAUGGUGAUGGGAAGAGUUCCUCGUAGAAAUGUAGCAGCAGCUAUAGAACCAAGACUCCAAAGACACAGUGAAAAAGCUAUGG
Messenger RNA from Rhinolophus ferrumequinum (greater horseshoe bat), 1929 nucleotides. RefSeq names its product dynein axonemal light chain 1 (gene DNAL1). Gene Ontology annotation, molecular function: protein kinase binding. The record is from RefSeq and is a predicted model, not a curated record. The transcript is spliced from 8 exons. Gene Ontology annotation, cellular component: cytoplasm. Lineage: Eukaryota; Metazoa; Chordata; Mammalia; Chiroptera; Rhinolophidae. Bases 814 to 1386 code for a protein of 190 amino acids.